This is a messenger RNA of Brenthis ino (lesser marbled fritillary), 1476 nucleotides long. NCBI's taxonomy places the organism in Eukaryota, Metazoa, Arthropoda, Insecta, Lepidoptera, Nymphalidae. The record is from the annotation of a GenBank genome assembly.
AUGCUAAGAGAAGUUCUAGCGGACGCAAUAGGAGCUCAUAUGAGAAGUGAAAUUUUACCUGCAAGUAGAUUCGCUUACUACGCUGGAUAUGUUUCUUACAGAAAAGUUAGAGAAUUGCAUGAUUGCUUUGAUCAGCUAAAAAUAUGUCUUAAUACUCAAGGAUUGGGUUGGAAAAAACCCAAAAGUGUUCCAGAAAUGACUAACUUUACAGUUGAAAAGAUUCGGAUAGGGCCUAGUGAUAUAUUUGAUCCAUGUGCUAGACUAGUAACUAAAAGAGAUUCAAAAUCGUGUAUUCAUUUACCUACACCUAAGUUAGAUGAUCAUCUUCAUCCGUAUGCAAUAGCUUUACCUUAUAAACAAAAUGGCUUAAUGAAUCUUAUGUCUCCUCUGUCUGAAAAUAUAAUUUUGAAGUAUUAUACAACAGCCUCAAAGUGCAUAUUAAGUAAUUCUCCAGGUACAUGUCGUCAUACAGAUUUUGUAAAUUUUAAUAAUGAUCUCUGGCAUUGGAUGAAGAGAGAUGUCGCGCCACGUCUUAUUGAUGAAAAAUUAUAUGCUGCUUAUGGUGGCGUAUUGAGAGUAGCAGCUGCGGUUCAAAGUUACGGUAAGGGGUUACAUCGAAGAAAUCUUUUUGAUUAUGAAGAUGCAGGAGUGUCAAAAUGGCAUCCUUGGAAAGCGUUGAGGGAAUCUUAUGUAUAUAUUAACACUGAUUGGACGCCACAUUUAUAUGUCGCUGUUGUAAUUCUAAUAAGUUUAGCCAUUUGUCUAUUACAAAUCUGCUACAGUUAUAUUUUGGAUGACGAAAAUGGUUGUCACUGCAAAGGAUCUAAACGUUCUUCUGUAAGUAAAGAUGUGGCUUACGCUAAAGUAGACUCAAAUAUACCGGCAAUGUUACCAUCUCAUCAAAAUGCUGUUUAUUAUACGGAUAAAAAACGAGCACAAAGAUCAAUCUCUAAAGCAAAAACACCUUCUGUUCGUUCUAUUAAAACCCAAAAAGUUUAUGAUUUGCACGAAAAUACCGAAAAAUUAAUGGCUGUCAUAAUGAGCGAUAGUGAGAAUUCUAGCGACGAUUCUUUACCAUCAAAGACUAGCCAAAUUAAGAGUGAAAAUGUUAUAGAUGUAGGGCAUCCAGAAAGACCGAAGAGUCCGCCAAAAAUAGAAACACCGAUAAUGCAAAUGAAAGUCAAGAGACAUUUGGUCAAGACUAAACCUCAGUUGCAAAUGUACUCGACAAGCACGGCCACUAAUUCUGAGCAGACCUAUCGAGGUAUUCAGCCAACGGAUUCUUGGUCAGGAUCAAGUAGUGUUACUUCAGCGCAAUCUGCUAGUUCAGGCAGUUCUAAGACUAGAGCACGUAGGUCUAGAAGUUCGCGAGAUUUGGCGUGGGCUCGACGGGUGGUAUCCAAACAUUCCUUACAUGCUACUACUUCAGGCACCGAACUGGAAGCAAACUCCUUCACCACUCCGUUAUCACAAACA